AUGCCGCUACACAUUGUAAAUAUUGGGAGCUCUUUUGCAGCGGGGCCGGGUAUCCCACCGCAAGUCGAACCUAUUGCCGCCCGCUCCGGCGAGAACUACGCGAAUAUUGUGGCCCAGAAGCUCAACGCAAAACUUACUGAUUUGAGUGUGUCGGGCGCGACCCUACUCAAUCUACUCGAGGAGCCACAGGUAAAACUCGGAAAGACCUUCGCGCCUCAGGUCAGCGAUAUACCGAUUGAUGCAGAUGUUGUCUUGGUGCUUGGCGGUGGCAACGACAUGGGCUACAUCGGAGGAUUAUUCGGAGACAGCUUCAAGGCAUAUGCGGCCAUUCGCAUAAUAUGGGGUAUCUACAAUUGGGCCUCGGGAAGCACCGAGCAAGAUGCCACUACUUUGAGCGUGGAUGAUUUGGUGGGACGAUACGGCAAAGUAUUAGAUGCUGCUCACAACAUGGCUCCCAAAGCCCAAGUAAUUGUUGUCGAAUAUCUCUCUCUCCUAGGCCCAGCCCUGCGACCAGGUAUCGAUGUCCCCUUCGACAGAAGUCGUGUCGAGAGACAUGAAGCAAAGGCGGCUCAAGUGCAAGAUGCAACAGCUAGAGCGAUCCAGGGUCGCGAGCAGUGGUGUGCUAGAGUUGCUGUUGCUGAUACUAGCAAGGGGCACGGCCUUGGGUCGAAAGAGCCUUGGGUGAAUGGAUUCGGAGUGAAGGAGUUGUAUACGAUGUGUGGAUAUCACCCCAACGCUGAGGGUAUGAAGGCAGUAGCGGAGAUGGUUCUUCGGAAGCUGGCAGAACUUGGCCUUGCGUGA
Molecule: messenger RNA, 801 nt
Organism: Truncatella angustata
Lineage: Eukaryota; Fungi; Ascomycota; Sordariomycetes; Amphisphaeriales; Sporocadaceae
Product: SGNH hydrolase-type esterase domain-containing protein
Exons: 1
Coding region: 1-801 (266 amino acids)
Molecular function (GO): hydrolase activity, acting on ester bonds
Source: RefSeq, a predicted model, not a curated record